Messenger RNA from Argentina anserina (silverweed cinquefoil), 2516 nucleotides. Its product is annotated as G-type lectin S-receptor-like serine/threonine-protein kinase B120. Gene Ontology annotation, biological process: protein phosphorylation. Gene Ontology annotation, molecular function: protein serine/threonine kinase activity; ATP binding. The record is from RefSeq and is a predicted model, not a curated record. Lineage: Eukaryota; Viridiplantae; Streptophyta; Magnoliopsida; Rosales; Rosaceae. The coding region runs from base 39 to 2516 and encodes 825 amino acids. The transcript is spliced from 7 exons.
AGAAAAGGUGUUCAAGUUGCAAACAGUACUGUGAGACCAUGGCUACACUGAGAAGCCUGUUGCUUCUCUUUCUAUCAUGUUUUUGUAUGCAGUCUUUAUUUUCUUCCUAUGCAGAAACACUGAUAGCUGACAUGAAGCAAGGCCAACAGCUGAGUGACCUGGCUUCUGAUCAUCUGGUUUCGGAUAAUGGGUUCUACAAGUUGGGAUUCUUCAGUCCUGGCUCUGUUAGUGACCUUGGUGCUACAACUAAUCGUUUCUUGGGAAUAUGGUACAGCAAACUACCAAAUCAUCCUGAUGCAAUCUGGGUGGGGAACCUGGAAAACCCGAUCAACGAUUCAUCUGCUGUGUUUAUGUUGGAUAACGAAGGGAAGUUGAAGAUCGUAUAUGAUGGAGGCCUAAUAUAUCUGUCAGACGUCAAUCAAACAAUUUCUGGUAAUGUCACUGUCUCUUUACUCGGUACUGGAAAUCUUGUCUUGAGAGAAUUGGAUUCAAAUGGAGCACCUGGAAGUGUUAUAUGGGAAAGUUUUAGGAAUGCAACAAACACAUUGCUGCCUGGAAUGAAGUUAGGAAGGAACAUCAAGACUGGAGAGAAUUGGACUAUAACUUCAUGGUUGAGUGAUCAGUCCCCUGUACCCGGGGCUUUCAAGCUCGGUGUUGAUCCCAGUGGCGCUGACGAAUUGAUCGUCUGGCGGCGAGAGGAGGUAUACUGGAGAAGUGGAGUCUGGGAAAAUGGAAACUUUCAGCAAGCCCCUGAUUUGACAAAAAGGGAUGAUUUGUUUUGGUUCACUUUUGUUUCAACCAGUGAGGAAAAGUACUUCUCUUAUUAUCUCAAGAACAAUCUCACUCUAGAUGAGCCUGAAAACAAUACUACUAUAUCAAGAUGGGAACUGAAUGCUUGGGGGCAAAUAUUGCAGUCAGUUCUAUCUGCAAACGGUAGCAUAUGGGAAACCACAGCUAUAGGUCCUUGCAUAUUCAACCCUAAAUAUCCAGAUGCUGUGUGCAUAGAGGAAGAGGCCUCUGAAUGCAGGAAUGGAUCUGAGCUGUUUGUUCGAACAAAAGGCUAUCUGAAUGGAACUGAAUCAACACACACUGAUAACAGUACUAACCUGACUCUCAGUGAUUGUCACGCUACUUGCUGGAGCGAUUGCACCUGUAUUGGCUAUGAAGCAAUGAACAAGAAUGGAUCUGGAUGUCGGUUUUAUAAGGAAGGAGUAAAGUUUGUUCGGAGCGAUUACUUUGGAGUUGCUUAUCUCUUAACAAUAGCGACCAAAGAUGGGAGUUCAAGGAAAAGAUGGUGGAUGUGGUGCAUCACAGGCAUUCUAAUUGGGGUGGCACUGCUACUUGCAAGCUACUUGUGUUACAGCUACAAAAAGAAAAUAAAACUUAGACUUGGGCAACAGACUGAUACAGCAAAGGUGGAAACAAGUCAAGACCACAGAUUACUUGAGUUGGGGCAUCAAACUACCGGGAUUGAGGAAAUAUACAGGCUCAAAAUAGGCAAAAGGAGAGGACAGGAGUUUAAGAUGUACAGUUUUUCGGAGAUAGUGGCAGCAACAGAUGAGUUUUCAUUUGCCAGCAAACUAGGAGAGGGUGGUUUCGGACCAGUUUACAAGGGGGUACUGCCAGGUGGGGAAGAGGUAGCAGUAAAGAGACUUUCAAGACAUUCAGGACAGGGACUAGAAGAAUUCAUGAACGAGAUUACACUUAUUGCUGAACUUCAACAUAGUAAUCUUGUUCAGCUUUUGGGAUGUUGCAUUCAAGGAGAAGAGAAGAUUUUGAUCUAUGAAUUCAUGACAAAUACAAGUUUGGAUGCUGUCCUCUUUGAUUCCAUCAGAGGGAAGCUUUUAGAUUGGCCUAGACGUGUCAACAUUAUUGAAGGGGUUGCACAAGGACUUCUUUAUCUACACAAGUAUUCUAGAGUUAGAGUUAUACACAGAGAUCUGAAGCCUAGUAACAUUUUACUUGACGGAAACAUGAAUCCCAAGAUAUCAGAUUUUGGUAUGGCCAGAAUUUUCACACAGAAUGAAUCUAGAGCAAAUACAAACAGAGUUGUUGGAACAUAUGGUUAUAUGUCUCCAGAAUAUGCAAUGAAUGGCAUCUUCUCAGAGAAGUCAGAUGUUUAUAGCUUUGGAGUACUACUGCUGGAGAUAGUGAGUGGAAAAAAGAACACUAUAUUUGUUUCAUCUACUGCUCUCAGCCUUAUUGAACUUGCCUGGAAUUUGUGGAAACAAGGUGAUAGUCGGGACCUAGCAGACACAUCACUGGACUCAUGCCCCAAGGACCAAGUCUCAAAGUUUGUUCAUGUGGGGCUCUUAUGUGUUCAAGAACAUGCAAUGGAUCGACCUACAAUGUCAGAAGUGAUAUCCAUGCUUACAAGCGAUAUCAUGUUUUUGCCUGAUCCAAAACAACCUGCCUAUGGUACCUCUAGAAGUGAAGCUGGGUCAUCGCUACCCGAUGGGAGGUCAGAUAUUGAAUCUAUAAAUGGUGUAUCCAUAACCGUGAUGGAAGCUAGAUAA